Messenger RNA from Malaya genurostris, 3118 nucleotides. RefSeq lists its product as uncharacterized. Gene Ontology annotation, cellular component: cytosol. The transcript is spliced from 9 exons. NCBI's taxonomy places the organism in Eukaryota, Metazoa, Arthropoda, Insecta, Diptera, Culicidae. The record is from RefSeq and is a predicted model, not a curated record. Gene Ontology annotation, biological process: regulation of translational initiation. The coding region runs from base 371 to 1888 and encodes 505 amino acids. Gene Ontology annotation, molecular function: RNA binding; translation activator activity; protein binding.
ACCAUCUGCUGACAUCAGAGUACACGAUAGAAUUGAAAAGUGGCAGUCAAAAAAUCUUCGAUUAGUAUAAGUACUCUCCCACACAGAAUCCUAUACAACAGUAUGCAUCGAUCGGAACCACCCUGGCAGCAUCUGUUCCGAGUACGUCAACCGGUGACUGUACAGACGCGAGCCGAAUGACAUAAGUGUUUAAAUUAGAGCGAAGAAAUGUGUAGUGUUUUAUUGCAGUAGUGCGGACGAGUGAAAUCAGCGAAUAUCAGCAAUAAUCGAAUGUGAUUCUGCUUAUUAUUUGAACGAAGCCCCAGAAUGUUUUGAACGAUCGAGUCCACAGGCGACACAACGAAAGCUAACCAACUAACUGUGAUUGGAAAUGACCGAUCAGAACGACAAGAAGAAUAUUAACAUGCAGGACCUUUUCAUCUCGCCAGGAAUCUCCCGGGAGCGAAGUUUUAUACGAACUUCGAACCAACAGGUAAUGGACAUGAAUGCCCACAAGCGACGCAGUUUGGCCUUUAGUCAGAGCCAGGCGAUGCAGCAUGCCCAACAACAACAACAACAGCAGCAGCAGUUGCGCGGUAAGCCACCGAUGGAAAUCUAUCGUCCACCAAAUGUGCGCCUGGAUGGCCAUCCGAACCAGAACAACAAAUUGAACGUGCACGCGCAGGAGUUCCAGAUGAACAACCUAAACGACGGUCGGAUUCCGCUUCAAAGUUCCAGAUCCUUGAACAUCUACAGCAACUCGCUGCAACAGCAGAAAUCCAAUCUCGGCAUGCAGUUGAAUUUACAUCCUCGAGCACACCAAAUGCCACUGGGCAGCAUCGGCAGUCCUCACCGGGGACCGGUUAUGAUGUCGUCCCAUCCGAUGCAACACAUCGGGGUGCAGUUACAGUCCUCCCAUAUGCCGCUUGUCAACUCACCGUCCAGUGGCAACAUAUUGCACUCUACUGGACCACGAGUGAAGUUUGCUCCGGAACCAAUAGUUCACGUAGAGCACACGAGCAACAGCUUCCAACCGCAACCGAGUAACAAUUUACAAUCAGCGAUGCUUCCAAGCGUGCACACUAGUAACAAUAACAGCAACAACAGCAACAACAACAAUCCAUUGAAUGUAGCACCGUUGCAACGCUCCAAGUCACUUUCGUCGGCCGAUACACUGACCCGGGGUUUGGCCGGUUUAGGACUUGUCGUCGGACCAGAAGCUAACGAUAUCGGCCAGUUCCAGCCGGAAAUACAAGCCAUCGUACAGAAAGCGGCGGACGAUCCGAAUCAGCUGAACGCACGAUGCCUGAUGGAACUGGCGACGCAGCUGAUGCACCGGGCAGUCGACGGACGAAGAUUUGCCCUACCAAUAUCUAGAUUAUGCAUCACAAUCAUCGCGAAGGAAAAGAAGGAAACUUUCUUGGAAGCUUUAUUGAACACGUGCCGACAGUGGUAUCAAGAACGCGACAAGGUUCUCGGUCCACUAGUGAACAUCAAGAACCCUUCGCGGCCCCGUUUUACUGCUUUCAUGGCUUUCCUCACGGAAAUGUUCUGUCAGCUAAAGCGACGCCAACUACAGCUGCGAACCGAAUGCGAUGGGGUGCCGCCACCCAUGGUACUGCUGACCGUGCUUGGAAAAUGCUGCGAAGAUUGCGUUAAACCGCCCGUUCGAUCACUUUCUGAGAUCGAAUGCUUGUUCUUCGUUCUAACCUGUAUUGGGCGCGACCUGGAGAUGCAUCUUCCGCAGCAGCUGGAAACACUGCUGGCUGCAGUUCGGGACGCAUUUCUGAACUCAUCCGUUUCGGCACCGGCAAUUCGUCGAACGCUACUGCAGUUGAUCGAACUCCAAGCAUCGCGAUGGCAACUUCCUGGCAACACUGUGCUGUACUAUUACCCAUCCUCGAAAUAAGUUAUAAGAGAUUUAUUGCACUGAAGGAUCCUCAACUUUGAUGGACUGCCAGUCUGGUUGCGAACCUGCAAAGUUUCCUACCUUGUUGUUUCUUUGAGAUUACACAAAACUAUCGUUAGCAAACUCUAACCGCUACCACUACGCAAAGUGUUGGAGAACGGAGAACUUUUACCGAAUCAAAUGAAAACGAACGAAACACUCUGGAAGUAAAGAGCUACCAUUUAGAGAACGACACGAUCAGACUACAUUCCAUCAAAUAAUAAAAAAAACUCACUAACAAUGAAGGCAAGAGAGCAAAUUUGUCACCACAAAAUGGAACAUUGUUGAAUAUCUUUUACGAAGAGCCAUUAUAUUUUGACUAUUUACACGGAAAUUAUAACGAUUCUCUAAUUAUGUUUAAACAAAAAAAACACGAAAUUUAACCAAGUAACACUGAAACGAAACGAUUUUAUUCAUUUGAAUGUUUGACAACAUAUCUAAAGUUUUUGAUGGAUGUAAUCUAAACCCAUUAAACUAGUCAUUUUCAUUUCGUUGUACACUAUAUAACGUUAAACUUUUACACACAUUGUUAGAAGUAUCGAAAGAAAAAAAAACGUAAUCAAUGACUGACUAACAUCGUAAAAUUUUAAUUUCAUUACGCACCAAAAAAAACAGCUCCCUCACGCACCCAGUCAACAUACGGAAGAGAACCGUGCCAUCGAUGUAAGCCCGUGAAUGCGCCUUGGGCCGGAGGAGCUCCCAUUAUUUUUGUAUUAACUUAUUUAGCUUAAAGCAAAUGCAUGGUUUAGCUAAUUAGUAAAAGCGGAACACACAAACUGCGGUUGGUGAAUGAUCGUUUUUUUUUUAUUAUUUUGUCUUCAAAGGCAAAUUAUGCAGGCAUCAGUGUAAGUUUAACAAAAAAUAAUAUUGUCUGUGCUUGGCUGAGGAGACGGCACUGAGCCGUGCCCCCCAUGAUUGAUGAGGCUGAAACUGAAAGCCAGGGAUGAAAGUUGCACAACUACAUCAGAAGUAUCCAAUCCAGUACACGCAAAUGAGCCGCACUGUUAGAAACAGAUUUGUGGUUUCGAGAUAUACGUUAACUGUUGGAAAUUAUUACAUAAAGUCUGUUUAACGCUCUGAAACUAAUCAUUUUUAGAAUCUCACAUCGCAAUGUGCAGUUAUUUAUAUAUGUGUCAUACUUUAUUUGUCAUUCGAACAAUAAAUAUUCUUGUUUUGAAGUAUUCAUGAGAA